This is a messenger RNA of Penicillium argentinense, 711 nucleotides long. RefSeq names its product glutathione S-transferase family protein. The transcript has 3 exons. The coding region runs from base 1 to 711 and encodes 236 amino acids. The record is from RefSeq and is a predicted model, not a curated record. Lineage: Eukaryota; Fungi; Ascomycota; Eurotiomycetes; Eurotiales; Aspergillaceae.
AUGUCCUCUGACAUCACCCUCUAUACAUGGCCUACUGCAAACGGCAUCAAGGCCUCCAUCACCCUGGAGGAGCUUGGUCUGCCCUACAAGACUGAGCCGAUCGAUAUUGGAACAAACAUUCAGAAGGAAGAGUGGUUCUUGAAGAUUAACCCCAAUGGCCGCAUCCCGGCACUCGUCGACGGCUCACAGCGCGUUUUCGAGAGCGGCUCUAUCAUGCUUUAUCUUGCCGACAAAUAUGACACCGAUCGCAAGAUCAGCUACGCGCCUGGCACUCUCGAGUACAUUGAGCAGGUGUCCUGGCUGAUGUUCCAGAUAGGUGGCAUUGGUCCCAUGCAGGGCCAAGCAAACCACUUCCGACUUGUCGCCGGUGUCCGCUCCGACUACGGUAUCAGGCGGUACAUUGACGAGACCAAGCGACUUUACUCGGUUCUGGAAUCCCGUCUGAAGGAAAGCCCCUAUCUUGCUGGUUCAAAGUACACAAUUGCCGACAUCGCCAGCUAUACGUGGGUACGCCGUGGUCCUGCACUGCUGGAGAUCGAUCUGUCUGAGUUUCCGGCUCUCAAGCAGUGGGUCGAUGAGAUCGGCAAGCGGGCUGCGGUGCAGAAGGGCGCAGACGUGCCUCACGUUGACCGUACAAAUGAACAAACAGAGCAGUUCUUCCAAAGCGCUCGUGCUAAGAUUGAUAGAAUGGCCAACUCCGAUAACCAUUAA